GAUAGGCCAGUCGAGACGGGAUUCGUGGAUAUGAUUCUGACGGAUGCUGACCUGGCGAGCGCUGGCGGGGGUCCGCCUGUCGGGUAGAUGUCGGGAAGCCCACGAGACCGCGGGGACCACAGUGUCGCGGCUUGGAGUCACACGCCCUGGCGUGGCUCCACCGCCCUCCCUUUCUGGUGGACGUCGGCCGACCUGGCAUCCCGGGGUUCGCCUAUAAAAGGCUCGCGGUGGCCAUGGCGUCCAUCAUCCUCCUCUUUCCGGAGCUUCCCGGGGUUUUCUCUCGCUUUCUCCAUUUCUUCUGCUCUCGCCGGAAUCGAAGUGAAUUAGAGUGUUCGACAAUGGCGGUGGAGACCGUGGUGCCUACUGCGAUCGCGAACGGGGGUAAGCUUGGGUCAGCGGCCAACGAGAAACACGCCGAGAAGCUGAGGUUCAUCGAGGAAAUGACCGCCGACGCCGACGCGGUGCAGGAGAAGGUGCUCGCCAAGAUACUGACGCGCAACGCUGAGACAGAGUACCUCCGGAGGUACGGGCUCGGCGGCGCCACCGACCGCGACACCUUCAAGGCCAAGGUCCCCGUGGUCACCUACGACGACCUGCAGCCGGAGAUUCAGAGGAUUGCCAAUGGCGACCGCUCCGCCAUCCUCUCCGCCCAUCCCAUAUCCGAGUUCCUCACCAGCUCGGGGACGUCUGCCGGAGAACGGAAGCUGAUGCCCACCAUCAAAGAGGAGCUCGAUCGGAGGCAGCUCCUUUACAGCCUUCUCAUGCCGGUGAUGAACCUUUACAUGCCGGGGCUGGACAAAGGGAAGGGGCUCUAUUUCCUAUUCGUGAAGUCGGAGACCAAAACGCCCGGCGGCCUGACGGCGCGUCCGGUGCUGACGAGCUACUACAAAAGCGAUCACUUCAAGGGCCGCCCUUACGACCCCUACAACGUCUACACCAGCCCGACCGCAGCGAUACUCUGCACCGACGCGUUCCAGAGCAUGUACGCGCAGAUGCUCUGCGGCCUGCUCCAGCGCCUCGACGUGCUCCGCCUGGGCGCGGUCUUCGCCUCCGGCCUACUCCGCGCCAUCCGCUUCCUCCAGCUCCACUGGCCGGAGCUGUCCCACGACAUCGCGAGCGGGGCGCUGUCUGCCAAGGUCACCGACCCUUCGAUCCGCGCCGCUGUCGGCGAGCUCCUGGCGCUGCCGGACCCGGAGCUGGCCCGAUUCGUGACGGGCGAGUGCGCCAAGGGGGAUUGGGCGGGGAUCAUCACCCGGAUCUGGCCCAACACCAAGUACCUGGACGUGAUCGUGACGGGGGCCAUGGCGCAGUACAUCCCCACCCUGGAGUACUACAGCGGCGGCCUCCCCAUGGCCUGCACCAUGUAUGCUUCCUCCGAAUGCUACUUCGGCCUCAACCUGAAGCCUUUGUGCAACCCCUCCGAGGUCUCCUACACCAUCAUGCCCAACAUGGCAUACUUCGAGUUCCUGCCCCACGGCUACUCGGCGCCGGAGCAGCUGGUCGAUUUGGCCCAAGUGGAGAUCGGGAAGGAGUACGAGCUGGUGAUCACCACCUACGCCGGCCUGAACCGGUACCGUGUGGGCGACAUCCUGCGGGUGACCGGCUUCCACAACGCGGCGCCGCAGUUCCGCUUCAUCCGCCGCAAGAACGUGCUGCUGAGCAUCGACUCCGACAAGACCAACGAGGCGGAGCUGCAGAAGGCGGUGGACAGCGCGUCGGCGCUGCUUCGACCGUACGGCGCCAGCGUGGUGGAGUACACGAGCCACGCCUGCACCAAGUCCAUCCCGGGGCACUACGUCGUCUACUGGGAGCUUCUGACCAAGGCGGGCAGGUCGGCGGAGGCGCUAAUGGAGGCGCUGACGCGCGAAGGGGUGAUGGAGCGGUGCUGCCUGGCGAUGGAGGAAGCGCUGAACUCGGUGUACCGGCAGAGCCGCGCGGCCGACGGCUCCAUCGGUCCGCUGGAGAUACGGCUGGUCCAUGGGGGCACGUUCGAGGAGCUCAUGGACUACGCCAUCUCAAGGGGCGCAUCAAUCAACCAGUUCAAGGUGCCGCGCUGCGUCACCUUCCCGCCAAUCCUCGAACUGCUCGAUUCCCGCCUCGUCUCCGCCCACUUCAGCCCCGCCCUUCCCCGGUGGUCGCCGCACCCCAACAACUGAAGAGCGAAGAAGCUCAACGGCUGACGUGUCGUCCAGAGAGAGAAGGACAACUAAAUCUUUGACUUUCACUGGAUUUUUUUUUUCUACUUUUCGGGGAAGCGAUUAAGGUUUUAGCAUCGCUGGGAUCAUAUUAAUAUAAUGAGUCUUAAGCGUUAAUUGCUUUGUUUGUUUACAAUUAAUUA
Zingiber officinale is the source of this 2338-nucleotide messenger RNA. Its product is annotated as indole-3-acetic acid-amido synthetase GH3.8-like. The coding region runs from base 234 to 2156 and encodes 640 amino acids. The transcript is spliced from 3 exons. Gene Ontology annotation, cellular component: cytoplasm. The record is from RefSeq and is a predicted model, not a curated record. Gene Ontology annotation, molecular function: acid-amino acid ligase activity. Lineage: Eukaryota; Viridiplantae; Streptophyta; Magnoliopsida; Zingiberales; Zingiberaceae.